Caenorhabditis elegans is the source of this 4342-nucleotide messenger RNA. RefSeq names its product VWFA domain-containing protein (gene dpy-1). Gene Ontology annotation, cellular component: plasma membrane. The transcript has 20 exons. Bases 11 to 4294 code for a protein of 1427 amino acids. The record is from RefSeq and is marked reviewed. NCBI's taxonomy places the organism in Eukaryota, Metazoa, Nematoda, Chromadorea, Rhabditida, Rhabditidae.
AGACAAAAAAAUGCGACGUCGGAGGAGCCCCACAAUACCAAUACUGAUUUUAGGGCUCGUUUUGCCGGUUUUGGUAUCCUCCCAAACAUAUGACGCAGUGCCCAUUGGCCGUCCGUUCCUCCGUCCACCACCCUCCCCAAGACAAGAAGAAGCUCCGGCUCCGACGCUGGCCAGAGGGUACCAGCCACCACCACGGCCCUCAAACUUCCAACCACCAAGGAGUUAUCCGAGUUUCCGACAACCUUCUCUAAAUCUAGACAACCGACAAUUCCCGGGUAAUCAUCAGAGAGCUGGCCAGAAUUUCAAUUGGCAAAUGCAACAGCUUCAGCAGCAGGAUCCACAGAGAUUUGGGUUCCGGCAGCAGCAGAGGACUAUUCCACAGACACCACCGUCAUUCCAACCACCUCACAAUCAUUUCCGUGCAGGAGCGCCCGGUCAAAUUCCACAUCAGGGUCGUCAAGUAGCACAUUUUCAGAGACCCCAUAUUCAAAUCCCAACGUCAUCCAUCCUUCAGCGACAGACAGAAGUUUCUCCGGCGGAUAUUCGAAAUGGACCCCAACAGUUGGAUCCGGUUAACAACAUCAUCAUCCACCUUUACCUGAAUGCCAAGGAUCGUAUGCCAUCUCAUACGGAGAUCAAGACCCCAGUACGUGGAUUAUUUGGAAUUGGGACUUCCCAUGGCGGACCGGGGACCCAUAGUGACCCUAUUGUGAUCACCAAGGAUUUUGACAGGGAUACUUUGGAGUUUGUGGAUGAGGGACAGGUUCAGAAGCCCGGAGCAUCCAACAUAAUCGAGGUAAAAGCCACCGUAUCGACUCCAAACCGACAAUUGGAAAAUACUGUUAAUAAUGCUGUUAAUAAAGAGCUCAACCGUGCAAUUCCAAAAGUUAUGGAUAGAAUGCGUGGGAGUACCAUGACUAUGGACAACGGGAUGCGGAAGGAGCUCGAGGAGGCGUUGGUCGAUGAGUUGGCAAAGAAUUUGGGUGAAACUAUUGAUAAUACUGAUAUUACUGAAGAAGACCUGGAAAAAUUGAUUGAAGAAGGAUUUGAUGAGGUUCGAAAAAUCGAUCAAGAGACGACCACCACGACAACUACCAAAGCCCCGCCCACAACUAGGACUCCGCCCACAACUCGGACUCCGCCCACCACUUCCCAACCUGCAGAAUUUAACAUUGAUGAUGACGACUAUGAGAGUUCCGAGGAUAUUUCGGAAAGUCAUACAACUCCGCCCACGCAAACCCCGCCUACUCAGACCCCGCCCACAACAACCACCACUCGCCGAGUUACUGUAGUGGUGACAAGUCCAACUACAACAACACCUCGACGCACCAUUACCACAAGAAUUUGGACAACAACAACGACUCAAGCCCCGCCCACCGAGGCCCCGCCCACCGAGGCCCCGCCCACUACCCAAACCACGCCCACUUCUUGGACACGACCGACAGAUGGGCGUGUUCACGUUAUGCCAGGAAUCCGGGUGACUGAGACUCCGCCCACAAUUCAGACUCCGCCCCCAACAACUCAGACUCCGCCCACAACCCAGACUUCAUCAACGACUCAGACUCCGCGCACAAAGCAAACUUGGGCUCCGUGGACUCCGCCUACGACAACUACAAGACAGACUCCGCCCACCACGCAAGCCCCGCCCAUAACCCCGCCCCCUUACCGCCCACCAACUUCUGUGGUGACGUAUGGACCGGAAUCUGAAGAAAUACAACACGCUGAGCACGCUGAAAAUGGUCAAAUUUCUGCAAUUCCCACGAGAAAACCGACACUUAUCGAGGUUUCCCCAUCCACUCACCACCACCACGGAAUUGUGAACCUUGAGAGCAACGAGGAGGACUAUGAGAGCACGGUGACCUCGAAGCCGGUGAUUAUGUUUACAACGGAAUCUACAGUAGUCCACAACCUUCCAACAAAGCCAUCAUCAGCCCCAACCCUGCAUCCAUCGACUUUCAGCCCUCCACUGGUAACUUCAUCUGAAAAUCCGUUCACUUUCACGCUGGACACCACACCAACUUCUACAGUAACCCCAAUGACGUCACCACCUUCUACAGUAACCGAGACCACGCCCACUUCUACCGUAACCCCACGCCGGUAUACUGUAGACGAGAUCGUGAAAAUCGAGGUAGCACCGCACACAAUUUACACCGAAGAGCCAUUCUUCUCCACUUCAAGCAUUGAAUGGAACCCCAUCACCUCAGCGGAAGACUACAGUAGCCCUACAGUACCCACGACUACUGUAACUCCGGAAGUUGUAAGAGAAGAUGAGGAUUAUGAUUACACUAACGAGUUUGCCAUACCAAAUGAGCCUAUAGUCACUACUACUACUACUGCCAUCGCUUCUACUACUAAUUCCGAGACUUCCAAGCCAAGACAUCAAUCUUCAUCAUCAGAGGAAAUCCAGCCAAACUUUGUUAUCCCAUCAGGCGCGUGCCCGACACCUAACAGGCCGGAAAUCGACCGAAAUCGCACGGAUAUUCUGUUUUUGCUCGAUUCCUCCGAUAAUUUCACAGAGCAAAAGUUCCAGAGAGCCAUAAAAUUGAUCGGCGAGACUGUCGGCCAGUUCAGCAAUUUCGGGGCCGACGGAGUUCAAGUUUCACUGGUUCAAUACAAUGAUGAGCCAUAUUUGGAGUUUUCACUGAGAAAGCACAAUUGCAAGAAGCAUCUGUUGGCGGAUAUUGCGGAUACCGAGUUUAUGACGGGAGGAAGCCAGCUGAACAAGGCGUUGGAAAAAGUGUCCCAAUUUGCAUUUACCAAGAAAAGAGGAGACCGUCCGGAUGCUGAAAACAUUUUAAUAAUCGUCACCGAUGGUCAAUCCGAUGCAAGAAUCCAGGAGCCAACUCGUCUAGUGAAGGAUCAUAAUGUGACGGUUCUAGUGAUCUCCACACUGGAGGCUGAUAAGAAUUUCAUCAUAAAUUUAUCAGCUGAAAAUCUAUACGAUUCUGAUAAUUUUGGAAAAGAUUUGGCAUGGAAAUUGGCCAAGAGAAUUUCAGAUUCUUCCCCGAAAUAUUCGGUAAAAAAUCCCGAAAAUUCGAAAAUUCUGACCCCAGUUUUGCCGGAUUUGAAUGAAAAUUUGGCGGAAUCUCCAGAAGUUCUGGUGACAACACGACCUGAAAAUGCUGAAACUGCUGAAAAUUCUGGAAUAAUUGAUUUGGAAUGCGUGGGAGACGGUUUCAAAGUCCAAGUCAACCCGCCUGCAGGCUUCCGCGGAGUUGCAGUUGUUAAGGGGUAUCAGGAUGAUGCUAGGUGUAAGGCGACCGCUUCUUCCUCUCUUCCACUAAACCUAUUCAUCUCAAACAACGAAUGUGGUGUGACCCAGGUAAAAUCCUCGGAUCCAAAUGGCCUAAACUCUUCCCUGGUGCUCCAUUUGCUCCACGACGACGAACUGAACACGGCCGAGGACCGAGCAUACUUGCUCCAGUGCUUCAUCGGAGCCCAGAAUCAGGACGCGGUAGUCUCCACAAAUUUGAAUGUAGUUCGUAGUGAGCUGGCAAUCGCUGAAACUAUUUCCCUAUCCACAUUACCCCCAACUUGCACGUAUUCCAUUAGAAAAGAGGGCCCAGAAGGCCCAAUUGUAAGCCGGGCCGUUGUCGGGCAAACUGUAUGGCACCGGUGGGAGUGUGAUGGGACAAAUGACACGAAUCAGGCGUAUGGUAUUCAGGUUCACAGCUGCUACGCCAGUGACGACGUAGAGCGGAAAUUUGCGUUCGUCGAUCCACGUGGAUGCUCAUCAGAUUUGGCUCUGCUCACCGAUUUGACCUACGCAGAUGAUUCGCUGACUGCGUGGGCGGCAAGCCACGUGUUUAAUGUGCAUGACGCUGAAUCUCUAAAAUUCGUCUGCAAACUCUCCUUAUGUACACGAGACGGUGAUGGGUGUGAAGGGGUUACGCCCCCAGCUUGUGGAAAUACUAAUAAAACCGGAUUAUUGCUCACAAAACGUCUCGCAAAGGGAAUAAAUUCAGUUGAUGAAGCUCUGACGUCAGCACUGUCUACCAACGUGAAGCUCACCUCGGGCUCCUCUGACGGCCUGGAAGACCUCUUAAAAUCGGCGACCUCCAGCUAUUUAUUCUGGGUGGUCGCCUUGGUGGCCGUGGCCGCGAUUGUCGCAAUUUCAAUUCUUUCUCGCAACAUGGCUGAGAACUCUGAUACGGCGACGACUUGCUCGGACCCCACAACGAUGUCAGAGUCACAGGACUUUGGCGGCUCUAUCCGAUCGAUAAGUUCCCCACCGCCGCCAAAUCGACAGUUGGCAGAUUUUAUGCGCAGUUUCGACAGGAAUCGAUAUGUCUAACCUGGAUUUUAUCGAUUUUUAGGCUAUAAUUUCUGUAUAUUUGUCGCC